AUUUGCAGCAUAAAAAUAACACGUGUUGCAAUUACAGCAUAUCAACCUAUUUUCAUUUCAAUGCAAAAUAAGUCUAUAACGCAUAGGUGGCUGUGAAAAAUAAAAGCCAUGACAAUUGUUUUAAGAAUACGUUUAAAAUAGUUUUGGGUAGUUAAGGUUUUCAAAAUGGGUAGAGUUCAAAUUCUAAUAAUUCGUCACCACAUGAGGAAUAAAAUGAGAUUACAAGAUACUUGAGUACUAUGAAGGUCAUGCAAACACUGGCCAAAACGUCAAAAAGCUGUGGAAUUUGAGAUGUGUUUCACAGAUACCCAGUGUACCGACGUGCAACAUUGCCAGUUCACAGUGUGCUUGUUUGCCGGUUCAGUGUAGCCAUUUCUCUUCAGCUCCAAAAAGAUGUCCAGUUACCACAAAUUAGAGGCCAAAACUGUCCAAGAACUUAAAGAUAUAGCGAACAAAAUCAGAAUACAUUCUAUCACAUCGACACAAGCAGCAAAAUCUGGACAUCCAACAUCAUGCUCGUCGAUAGCAGAGAUCCUCUCCGUACUUUUCUUCAACACCAUGCGGUACAAAGUGUCAAGUCCAAGGGACCCCUCAAACGACAGAUUUGUCCUUUCCAAAGGUCACGCAGCUCCUGCCUUAUACGCAGCCUGGGCUGAGGCCGGGCUGUUCCCUACAACUGACCUCCAGAACCUCAGGAAGAUUGACUCUGACCUCGAAGGUCAUCCCACGCCUAGGUUAAAUUUCAUUGACGUUGGAACUGGAUCUUUGGGACAAGGGUUAUCUAUUGCUGGUGGUAUGUCCUUUGUUGGGAAGUACUACGAUAAAGCUAGCUAUAGAGUGUACUGCUUGGUUGGAGACGGCGAGAGUGCAGAAGGAUCUAUUUGGGAAUCAGUACACUUUGCUAGUCAUUAUAAACUAGACAAUCUAGUAACCAUAUUCGAUGUCAACCGUUUGGGCCAGAGUGAAGAAACGUCCCUAGGACACGAUGUGGAGACGUACCGAAAACGAUUGGAGGCAUUUGGAAUGAACGCUAUCGUUGUAGAUGGACAUGAUGUUGAAGAACUGGCAAAGGUAAGAGCAAAACUAAAACAUCUCAGAAGGAGAAACCGGAACACUUUGUGA
This is a messenger RNA of Acanthoscelides obtectus, 1122 nucleotides long. NCBI's taxonomy places the organism in Eukaryota, Metazoa, Arthropoda, Insecta, Coleoptera, Chrysomelidae. The record is from the annotation of a GenBank genome assembly.